Molecule: messenger RNA, 800 nt
Organism: Drosophila hydei
Lineage: Eukaryota; Metazoa; Arthropoda; Insecta; Diptera; Drosophilidae
Gene: DCTN3-p24
Exons: 1
Coding region: 174-782 (202 amino acids)
Biological process (GO): cytoskeleton-dependent cytokinesis
Cellular component (GO): dynactin complex
Source: RefSeq, a predicted model, not a curated record
AGCGAUUUCAAAUAUAGUAUCGAUAUUGCUCUGUGGCUGGCGAUAAUUGAAGCAGUUCAGUGCUGUAAAGCGCUACACUAAAAGUGCAACGCGUUUUUGGUAUUUUUGUGUGUUUUUGUUUUGCUAACUGCACUGACAUCAUUCCGCUUUCUUUAAGAAAUUUGCUAAUUAGAAUGGAAGCACUAGAUAUAUUGGAGAAAAGAAUCGAUGCACUUAACCGAGUGCUAGGUCCUCUACCUGAAGCCCAUGUUGGAGAUGCCGAUGGCGCAAACACAACGAAGACUGCCAACAUAGUGGACACUCUCUGUUCUGCCAACGCCUUGUUGAGCGAAGCCACAACGGGACGAGCACAAGUGCAGCAGUGCGUUGGCCGCGCAGCGGAACUUGAGAAGUAUCUGGAUCCCAAUUACUUGGAAGAUCAGCAGCAGGUUCGCGCCAAAGAGGUCUACAUAAAUGCAGUUGCACCUGAGCUAUACGCACAGAGCGAACAGCUUGGGCGGAUCAAACAGCUGGAACCUGCGCUCGGUGCCGAAUACUUUCGGAGCAUACCCAGUGAGUGUCUGGACAAGCUAAAGCAAAUUACUGAUAACAACGGAGAAUAUGCACAACAAAGCGAAUUGAUUGAAGAGAGUCUAAUAUUGGCCAUGAAACGCUAUGGCGAAAUACAAGCGGGCUUGCUCACCUCGCUGGAUGCCAUGAACGAACGCCUCGACCAGGUCGAGCAGCGAAUGGAGCAGCAAAAACGAUCCGAGCUUACAAAGGAUGUGCCGCCUAAGGACUGAAGUGCUUAAUCGUCUCCC